This is a messenger RNA of Priapulus caudatus, 4897 nucleotides long. RefSeq names its product dynamin-binding protein-like. Lineage: Eukaryota; Metazoa; Priapulida; Priapulimorpha; Priapulimorphida; Priapulidae. The record is from RefSeq and is a predicted model, not a curated record. The coding region runs from base 1 to 1830 and encodes 609 amino acids. The transcript is spliced from 2 exons. Gene Ontology annotation, molecular function: guanyl-nucleotide exchange factor activity; protein binding.
AUGUCGCCCGCUCGGGGUGAGAAGAGCCACCAGGUGGCGCCGCUGCAGACGGUUGGCGGGAAGGUCUACCCGGUGCUAGAGGAGGCGGCCGCGUCGCGUUGCCGUGACGACCGCGAGCGAGCGCAGCUGCUCAUGCCAGUGCGACCGGCGCCGCAACCGCCCGUUCCCACGCCGCGCCGCCGCCGCACGCAGGCGCACCCUGGCGGCGAGAAUGAGGACGAGGGGCGGCGGGCGAGGGAGGCCGCACGCGCGGACGCGGCGCGGUCACGCGAGCACGCGAGCCGCCAGCGCGACCUGGUGGUCGACGAACUCCUGCAGACGGAGCGCGCCUACGUGCGUGACCUCCAGACGACCUGCGAGGUAGCGCUGCUGGGCUCGCCGCACGCGGCGCACGACCUCGGCAUCGACCUCCCCGGUCUCUUCGGCAACCUUGAAGACGUCACCAAGGUCGCCGCGCGCCUGCUCUCGCUGCUAGAGGGCGCCGCCGCAAAACCCGCGGACGCGCAGCCGAUCGGGAAAUGCUUCCUCGACGUGGCCGACGACAUGAAGGCCGCGUACGGCGAGUACUGCACUAACUACGAGGGCGCCACCGCGCUACUCGAGCGUUACUACGACGACGAGGACUCGGCGGCGGCGCGGCACCUAGACGGGGUCGUCGCGGCGGUCCGCGCGCGCGACUGCGUCUGCUUCGAUCUCGGCUCGAUCCUCAUCAAGCCCGUGCAGCGCGUGCUCAAAUACCCGCUGCUGCUCAACGCUCUGCUGCGCGCCACGGACGACGCGCACGCGGACCACGCCCGCCUCGCAGCCUCCGUCACCACGGCAACCGACGUCGCCGCGGCGAUCAACGAGAGCAAGCGGCGGUACGAGCUCGUGCAUAAAUAUCGGAAGGAGGGCGGUGGAGAGCGUGGCGGCGCCGGGCUGAUGGCGCGCAUCAGUGUUCACACGCUGCGCAAGAAGUCGGCGCGGCUCACGACGCGUCUCUCGGCCGCGUUCGGACGCACCCCGCUCGCAGACGACGCAGCCGCCGCCGACGCGGAGGCAGGGGGCGCCGGCGGGGAGGCGAUGCGUGAGUUCGCGGCGCGCCACGCCCGCGCGCUUGAGCAGCUCUACGAUCUCUCCUUCCUGCCGAAGGGCUUCGGGCCGCAGGCGAUGGAGCGCGCCGACUCGACGCGCCGCAGUGCCCGCAAGGGGGCGCCACCGCCGGCGGCGAAACUCGUGGAGACGCAGACGGACGCGGAGCGGCAGUACGUGCAGAGCCACUACCCCGCGGAGGACCUGUACGCGGCGCGGCGCGACUACCGGCCCGCCGGCGACCAGCAGUUCCACCUGGCGGUGUCCGAGGGCGACGUCGUUGGCGUCGUCGUGCGCAAGGACCCGAUGGGCAACGACGCAGACUGGUUCGUCGACGCCGGAGGCGCGAAGGGACUCCUCCCGCACGCCCUCCUCACCGCGCUCACGGAGAUCCUCCGCGGAGCCGCCGUCGCAGCGCCACCUAGCUACGACGACGUGCUGGAAGCGGACGCGGCUGUCGCGCCGCCGCCCGCGUACGAAUCACCCGACGACGGCGGCGCCCCCCGGGGGAAGGCGGCGGAGGCGGUGGACGACGGGCGGGAAGAGGAGUGGGAGGAGCAGGCGUUCUGCUACGCACUGUACGGGUUUGAGGCGAUGGGGGAGGACCAGUUAAGCAUGACGAAGCGGCAGGUGCUGAGCAUCGUACGGCGCGCGGACGAGGACGGCAACACUGAGUGGUGGCGGCUGCGCAGCCAGGACGGAGACGAGGGAUUCGUACCGGCUAACUACGUCUGCGAGUACGACCCCGCGAGCGUGUGAUGACCUCCACGUGACCCCGCGAGCGUGUGAUGACCUCCACGUGACCCCGCGAGCGUGUGAUGACCUCCACGUGACCUCGCAAGCGUUUGAUGACCCCGUGUGACCCCACGCCUCAGCGAGCGUGUGACCUCAUGACCCCACGAGUCUGACCUCGUUACACUACAACGUCACGAUCCCCACGUGCAUGUGUGCCAGGGCAUCCUUGCGGAGGAAGCACGGCAGAGAUGGUCGGGAAGACAGGGAAGAAUGGGGAAGAAGCAGGAAAGCUGAGCGCGUACGUGGUUUGUGAUGUGUAGGCAGUCUGACAGUGGUUUUGAUUUUCCUCAGUUUUAUUUAAAGGUUUUGCAGGAUUGUUGAAUAUAGGAAGAGACAUUCGCCUUGUAUCAAUUGUUGUCUCGCUGCCAAAAAUACUCUAUGCCUUGUAUAUGUAUAUAUAAUCAUAUAUGCAUUAUAUAUCAUAUAUGCAUAUAUGCAAUGAUCAUCUAUAAUUAUAUAUAAUUAUCAGUAUUUUACGUAUUAUUGUAUUGUUACCAUAUACCUAGUAUAGCACUAGAAUGACUAGAUGCUCGCAUGUCCAAUAGCAGACUGGCAUGAGGCUUCAACUAUAUGAGACGUAUAUUCAGACUUCGUAUAUUGCUCUCAAUGUAGUCUUGGCAAUAUUUGUCGGAUAAUUAGGACCUCUUGCGAUGCACGCAGUUUAAUUACGAUGGCUGAUUUUGUGCCACAAUAGACGGCAUAACUCGUAUGACUGUUUUGGUCUUCCCUUUCUUGCAAAAGACGCAUCCACCGUGUUUUUACUCUUGUUAUGCUGUGAAUUGGUGGAAAGUCAAUAUAUCUAGUGUUAUAAAGAGCUAAUAUUACAUGUGUUGUCAGUUCUUGGUGUUAUACACCAGACGCUGUCUCCUGGCAAGGGUGUAUGCAAGCAACACACACAAAUGGGUUGCAUUCUUUGGGGGGAAAGAGAGAAUUUAUUUGCAUGUUUGUGUACUUUGCGCGUGUGUGAGUCAGCUCAAUAUACUGCAGCUGUAUUAUUCGUGCAUGUUUGUGUGACGUGAUGCAACAGCAUACUGUGAUAUAAUUGCAACAGUGGGAAAUCAUAUUGACAAUCGUCUUUCUCUGGCUCUCAAUUCUCAAAUGCAUUGUAUAGUUUUGUAUGUGUGAUUUCAACGUGAUCAAACGCCUUGCAUCAUCUGCAUAAUUUCUUCCUUCCGCGAGACAUUGCCAGAUUGUUGUAUUUGUUAAGAUUCUUUCUCAGCAAGUCUUGUCUUAACAAGACAAAUUGUUGUCUCUGCUAGAAUUCUUUCUGUAAAAUGCUAUGCUGAAUUCAUGUUCAUGAAACUGUACUUCCUGAUAUGUAGUCGGGUCGAAGCUAAAUCUAAUUUGUUUAUUACCAUAGAUCAUAUUGGUGUGCAGUCUUUGUAUAAUAAAUGGCAAAGUAAAUAAGGAUAUAGGAAAAAUCAUAAGGCGAAAUAGAGGUGCAAUAAUUCUUAAAUCAAAUAACCUAACUGCCGUGCUAAGCAUAUAUGGUAAUUAUCCCAAACUCGACCCAAAUCUUUUACUGUAUAUAUAGCCAGUGUGCUUGCAUUUGGUACCUUGAACCUCUUGCAUCGGUGUCGAUUUGCUGUGGUGAUGAGGUUGUUAUUUUACAUAGUUUCCACAUAUGGAAAAAAACGAGUUGAUGAGCUGCAGUGGGUGUGUUUAGAGAUUUUAGGUAGAAACGUUAAUCAUGCGGAUAAACACUUGCAAAUAAUUCCGUGAAUAGACUCAUUGAUCAAUUUUUAGCUCAUCUGACAUAUCAGAGUUUAUCAGAAGAAUAGCCGGCUACAGUACACGUCAGUUGAGCGCUGUCGCUCUGCGGCACUUGUCGUUUGAUAUUAUUACGGCUUUUAACUUUAAUAUUAUAAUUAAUAUAAUUAUAAUGAUUUAAUUGUGUGUAACAAUGAGAGGUCAGUUGAAUCACUCAUAAUAAAUGAGCCUCAUUGUAACUAAUUACAGUUUAUCUCUCAUUUAUUUGUAUCUUGUUAUCAUUAAAGGUUAAUAUAGCAAUACAAUGACUAGCCAAUGCCUUGGCGUCACAUGGGGGGGGGUCCCUGCGGGGGGUGCGGAACGCACCGGGUGACACCAUCAGAGGGGGUGAUUUUAAUUUUGCUAGUUGUUUAUGUCACUACUAUUGCCAUCACAUUCAGUGACAUACGGGAAUUACGAUUUACGAGUGACAUUAGUACACAAAACAUUACUAUGGAUUCUGUAUGGUCUGGUACGGGAGGAGGUCCAUGAGUUACCGCGCCGUGGGACACCAACCCUAGUCACGCUGCUGCCUGGCAUGCCUGCAGCAGCCACACAAUAAAGGGUACAGCUUUCAAAAUAUAGCGUUCAAAGAGUUUAGUCCUGAACCAAUAAGACUGGUCAGCAGUGGAACUCUCUGAGACACUUAAGAACUCUUUAAAUUGCAAAUUUGCAACUUGUUCACACUCUAUAUUCUUAUAUACAGGUAUCAUAGGAUGUCCAUGACUGUGAUUCUUCAACAUGAGCUUGCUUUAUGUUUCCCUGACCCACUGAUUACUCUCAAACUAUUUCUAUUCUAAUGCUUCAUUUGUGAAGACCAGAAAGCCACACUAACUGCAUACAAGUUAACACAGAACUAAAAAAAUAAUGUGAGUAUAAAAUUUACUUACUAAUUAACAUUUCAUCACUAAUUAACAUUUCAUCCAUCAAUAUCAUGCACCCUUACACUAUCACAUUCAGUUAAAUAUUAUAAUAUAAAAAUUCUAUACACGUGACACCAUUUUGAAAAAUUAUUUAUGGUGCCCCAAUAUCUUCUAUAUUCCUAUAAUUACAUUUCUCUGCAACUUUGGACAAAUGCGUUGUAUAUUAUAAUUUAUAUCCCUGGUCUUGCUGCUGUUGUUAACAUGCAUUCUAGUGUGAUUUUAGUACAUAAAUAAACAAUACUGGGAGUUAUCCAUCCCACAGUGACUGCAGUGCCAAGCUUCUUGCAAGCAACCUGCAAACCGAUUCGCUGCAAUAUCAACAAAAACAUUUCCGCGGCAUCCCUCGUAAUCAUAUCCAC